This is a messenger RNA of Asterias rubens (European starfish), 2473 nucleotides long. Its product is annotated as pleckstrin homology domain-containing family F member 2-like. The transcript has 9 exons. The record is from RefSeq and is a predicted model, not a curated record. Gene Ontology annotation, molecular function: phosphatidylinositol binding; metal ion binding. Bases 53 to 880 code for a protein of 275 amino acids. NCBI's taxonomy places the organism in Eukaryota, Metazoa, Echinodermata, Asteroidea, Forcipulatida, Asteriidae.
GUGCACAGGGUACAAUACUUCACACACCGCCUCCUUUUAUUUUUGCUUAAAAAUGGUGGACCGUUUGGUUAACAGUGAGGCUAAUGAGAAGCGAAUCGGCCAUGUCCAGGCUUGCUUUGGAAGCUCAGGCCAGAGCCUCAUCGCUCCUGGCCGGGUGCUGGUGGGCGAGGGCGUCCUAACAAAACUCUGUCGGAAGAAACCUAAACCGAGACAGUUCUUUCUCUUCAAUGAUCUGUUAGUUUACGGCAGCAUUGUUAUGAAUAAGAAGAAAUAUAGCACGCAGCACAUUCUGCCGUUAGAAGAUGUCAGGUUAAAGUCAGUUGAAGACGAUGGUAACCUCAGGAAUGGAUGGCAAAUCAUCAGUGCCAGUAAAUCCUUCACUGUUUAUGCUGCGACUGCCACAGAGAAAUCAGAGUGGAUGGCACAUAUCAACAAGUGUAUAUCAGACCUCCUUGCCAAAAGUGGAAAGAAACCGGCAACAGAAUUAAGCCCCGUCUGGGUCCCUGACUCUGAAGCACCGUUGUGCAUGCUCUGUAAAAAAACAAAGUUCACAGCGCUCAACCGAAGGCAUCACUGCAGGAAGUGUGGUAAGGUUGUCUGCGGACCGUGCUCAGCUAAGAAGUUCCUUCUGCCUCAGCAAUCCCUGAAACCACAGAGGGUGUGUAAUGACUGCUAUGAGCAGCUCUCGUCAGGGCAGAUGAGUGCCCAGGGAAAGAACCCAGCAGAUGGCAAGCGCCACCUUGCUAACAGUAUAAACUACAAUCGAGACGAUUCCUCAGAAGAUGAGAGUAGUGAUGGGGAAGAUGGGGAGGAAGGACCUAGCAAUAUAGACCCUGUUGAAGACGAGCACCCGACAUUCUACGAAGGCAAUUACAAGUAGCUUUGCAGAGCGCCCUCUGUUGACCAAGAACCUCCUCAUCCAAGUGGGCAUUUCAUGGUUUGCUGAUUUUAUACAUUUUAUCACCAUAUGGGUUUGAAUGUACAUGCUGCAAUGAAAUUAUUUCAGAGAUUGCUAUGAGUAAAGGCAAAGUCACACUGCAGCGAUAACGAAAUCGAUAACGAUCACAACGCAAAGAGAACACAUUCUGUUGGUUAAAAUGCUCCAUGCAGAAUACGCCCACUCUCAUUCAACCAAUCGAGGGCGUACAUUGUUAACAUCCUCGUUGUCGUUCUCAUUAUCAAGGCCUAUGUGAUAAACAGUAUGUAUUUCAACAUUGAUUUCUGGCAGUCUCUGUCAAACCUUCAAUUUUGACUUUGUUCCCCCGACAACAUUUCAUUUUACAGAGUUAUAUUUUUUUUCCAUCAGACUCUAGACAAAAAUCUUCUAUUGAUUAUUCCGUGAUCGUGAUGAUGUCACAGUUUUAUCGAUCGCAUGCACAAGUAGUUACACUCGGCCACGACAGACUACUGUUUUACAAUGUUUUCUGUGUUAUAUAGAGUCCACAUUUCAGAUACAAAAAAAGAAAUUUGAAUUAAAAAAUCUUGAAAGUCUCAAGAAGCAUUUGCCAAAGUAUUCCUUUUUGGCACCCACUCAAUUUUGCUUCGUUGCUUCCCUUCCAGGGAUUUUUGACGAGACGUUUCAAUAUGGCGCCCUCGCUGCCAAUAGCCAGGUUGAACUUGGCAUUUCUGUAAAGGUUGGCCACACCCCGAUAUCCAAGUCUAAUUUUGGACCACAAAGGGUUCGUGUGAAAAAAAAUCCAAGAUGGUCGCAGAGAUUAUCAAAUUUAUACAACUGACAAAGUUGUACAACUGAAGAGAAAAAAAGUUUGUGCAUUUGAUGAAAUAUUAUAGAAGGUGUGUUCUGAGAAAAAUUUCCUAAUACACGUGGGUACUUAAUUUCUUCUUAAAAAGUAGCAAUUUUUGUACAAUUUGUUUGAUCAACACUGAAUAAGAAUUUUAAAAGUUGCAAAUUUUACAUUUAUACAGUUCGCUCGUCGAUGAAAAUCUCAAUUGAAAACAAAUUUUUUUGGGAUUUAUCAUAUCGGCAAUGAUCAAAAGGUCAUUAAAUGAUAAAAUGCAUGUCAUAUUUGAAGAAAAUAAUCAAAAAUCUUGGUUUCCAUUCAAUAAACUGCCCUUUAGAAAUAAAAUGUAUUGGCUUUGCCCUCUCAGAGAUGAAAUUCCGGUUCCGUGACCAAUGUCAUGUCAGGAAAGUCAGCUUCGAGAAUUAGAAUUGCCUACAGUUUUUCAAAUUUUAUAAUUUUAUCAUUUAACUCCAGGCCAGUGUGUAGCCUUGAUUGAAGGGUUCAAUGCAGAAAUUGGAGCCUACAUCAUGUGUACAUUAAGAUCGGCUGUUCUCAUGGGCCGUUUGCACUGGCUGUUUAUCUGUAAUAAUAAUAGUUAGGUUUUAUACAGUGCUUUUCACGCCCGCGGGGCGUCCCAGAGCGCUUGACAUUAUUACCCGCAGUCACUGGGCCUUAAAUCAUUCCUUAAACCAUCUCAGCUCCCUGGGGAGUAUACAGCCUUGUGCAACGAA